CACAAAAAGUAGUGAACACAAGGACAACGACUGCGACUAUCAAGAGCGAUGAGCAGCUUCCGCCGGGCUGGGGCUGCGCGCCAGGCACGCAAGCCACCACCAGCGACCAAGCCGUCGCUUGCGAAUGGCCAGUUGCUCACCUCCACCGGCAUGGACGCCAUCGACCACCUCCUUGGCGGUGGUGUCGCAGUUGGCUCCGUCUUCCUCAUCGAGGCGCAAGCCAAAAGCCCGUACGCAGACGUGGUGCUCAAGUACUUUCUGAGCCAGGGCAUCUGCCACAACCACCAUGUGACCCUCAUGUCCGCCGAUACAGACCCAUCCAAGUUCCUCAAGUCAUGCCCGCGCAGUGUAGAUACGCUCAACAUCCCGGAAUCUGCGUCUGUGGAGAAGCCGGAGAAGGACAUGAAGAUUGCGUGGAGAUACAAGAACCUCCCCAAGGUUUCGUCUGUCGUUGGCACAGCGUCACGCACGACCUUCAGCACCAAAUUCUGCCACACAUUCAACCUCAGCCAGCAGGUUGAAGAGAAGGACUUGAGCAACGAUACCAUUCACACCGCAGACCUGAGAAUAUCCAAAUCCGGUAACACGUUUGCGGACGCGAUGCAGCUCAUAUUGGAGGCCGUGGAGCCGUUUCGCAUGGUGCCGCAGCCGGGUCCGCUUGUCUCCGCUGCUGUGCACCGCAUCGGUGUACACCGCCUUGGAUCGAGCGCGUGGGACUUGGGGGCAACAGAUAAGGAUGACGAUGGCGGUGGCGGUUAUAAUGAUGACCAGUACAGCGUUGAGGAGCGAGUGCAGGCCGCGUGCGCCUUCUUGCACCAGCUCAGAGGCAUUGCGCGACGGUCGUGUGCGGUUGUGUUUGUGACGGUGCCAUCAUCGCUGCUGUCAUCGUCACCGCACCACCGCCACCGCAUCCAUCUCCUUGCAGACGCGGUUGUGCGCAUGGAAGGGUUUGCCGGCACCUCCAACGAGCACCAUCCAGCGCUCAAGGAAUACCACGGCUUCUUCAAGGUGCUGCGUAUGCCACAACUGAACUCUCUCGUGGCAGCGACGCCGGAUACAGCCGACCUCGUCUUCAAGCUAAAGAAGAAGCAGUUUGUCAUCGAGAAGUUCCACUUGCCGCCCGAGCUGUCGGAUAUGCCGUCGCGACCGCAGGAAGACGCACCCGUCACGCCAUCGUCAUCAUCGUCGUCGUCGUCGUCGUCGUCAUCGUCAUCGCAGGACAGGCGGCGCAGGGUAAAGGAGAGGGGCGCAGCAAGCCAGCAGCAGCAGCAGAAGAGGCACCCAGGGAGCAUGUGCCAGCCAAACCCAACGAAGAACAACCCAUACGACUUCUAACCGCGUGGUCGUGUCACAUCAUGUGCAUGUUCUCGUGUGCGUGUGCGUGUGCGUGUGC
Messenger RNA from Salpingoeca rosetta, 1393 nucleotides. RefSeq lists its product as uncharacterized. Gene Ontology annotation, cellular component: transcription elongation factor complex; cytoplasm; elongator holoenzyme complex. The record is from RefSeq and is a predicted model, not a curated record. Lineage: Eukaryota; Choanoflagellata; Craspedida; Salpingoecidae. The coding region runs from base 49 to 1335 and encodes 428 amino acids. Gene Ontology annotation, biological process: tRNA wobble uridine modification. The transcript is spliced from 12 exons.